GCAUCAUCCUGUCACGUGACAGAGAUAGACAUGGCGUCCUCCCGGAGACGACUGGUUUGUUUACGCUCCGGGAUAUGGAGCCUCUUAUUUUACUGUGUUUACUCCCAUUUAAAGCUAGUUCUGGCGGAGGACGUGGACAACUGCGACAACCUAAGACUCGGACAGUAUCUCUGUAAAGAUCCGAAGAUAGAUGAAGCCACUCAGGAGCCGGAGAACUGCAGGGACAUGACCGCCUGGGUGGAGUGCCUUCCAGCUCCAAACAUCAGCUGUCGGCUCUCAAACGGGACAGAGUUCAGGUUCAGCGGGGAGGAGGUGGGCUUCAACAAAACCAUCCCCUGCAGGAAUGUGAGUGGAUAUUCCUACAAAGUAGCUGUGGCUUUAUCUCUGUUUCUGGGCUGGCUGGGAGCAGACCGCUUCUACCUGGGAUAUCCUGCUCUAGGACUGUUGAAGUUCUGUACUGUUGGUUUUUGUGGAAUCGGCACUCUGAUCGACUUCAUCCUGAUCGCCAUGCAGAUCGUGGGUCCAGCAGACGGGUCAAACUACAUCGUGGAUUAUUAUGGCGCCCGGCUGACCCGCCUUUCCAUCACCAACCAGACGUACAGGAAGCCGCACCUGUCUCUGUGAACACACCUGGACCCCCCCGACAGGAUGCUGUCAGUCACGUCAACACACUGAAGACUGCAGGACACACGCCGUCCCAUUCAGCGCAACUUUAUCGACAGUCUGCACGUCAACAGGCACAGCGAUGGAGAAUGAGCAGUUUAAGAGUAGAUCCUCUUCACCUCUAUGAAACUCAACAUGUUACAAAACUGAACAUUUCCCAACUCCAUUUAUCUCUUCAUGUUUGUAUCAUCUGUCCAGCUGUGGGGGCCGUGUGUUGUAUUUAAUAUGAUUUGGUUGUAAUGUUUUUCAUGAAAGCUGUAAAUAAAGUUUCUUUUUGUGUUAAUCUGCA
Chelmon rostratus (copperband butterflyfish) is the source of this 952-nucleotide messenger RNA. It is a transcript of the gene tm2d1, whose product is annotated as TM2 domain containing 1. The transcript has 7 exons. The record is from RefSeq and is a predicted model, not a curated record. Bases 31 to 624 code for a protein of 197 amino acids. NCBI's taxonomy places the organism in Eukaryota, Metazoa, Chordata, Actinopteri, Chaetodontiformes, Chaetodontidae.